AUGCCGGGAUCAACUAGCCGAGACUCGCAUCCUCGGUUGUCAUCCGCCGACAUCGUCGCGGUGUCGACCGAGAUGCGUCUACGACAACAAGGGCGAAAGAACCGCGCAGCGAAAGGCAAGGACGACACGGAUGACGCCAAGCGGGAGCUUGUCAUGGAAGAGCACAAACAGAGUCCAGCCGAGAUCUUCGCAGACCUGGGGUCCGACCCCGUGAACGGAAUGACCCAACACGAUGUUCAGGGUCGUCUGGAAUCGGAUGGUCUGAACCGGUUGACGCCCCCGAAGCAAACGCCAGAAAUUAUCAAGUACAUCCGGGAAUUGACGGGUCUAUUCAGUCUGCUGCUGUGGGUCGGUGGUGCUCUGUGUCUCAUCAUCUAUGGACUGCAGGGUGAUCCCAACAAUUUGUACCUUGGCAUCGUGCUGUUUUUGGUCGUGGUCAUUACUGGUACCUUUUCAUAUUUCCAGAACGCAAAGUCGUCAAACCUGAUGGAAUCAUUUAAGCAAAUGAUGCCUACAGUCACUACGGUGAUCCGAGAGGGCAAGUCUCAGAAGAUCGAGGCUUCGCAGCUGGUCCGAGGAGAUAUCAUCGUCCUGAAGGGCGGAGACAAGGUGCCUGCUGACAUUCGCGUGCUGGAAUGCUCUGAUGAUCUGACAGUGGACAACUCGUGCUUGACUGGCGAGCCGGAACCGCUGAAGCGUGUGCCUGACUGCACCGACGAAAGCCCUCUGGAAACCAAGAACUUGUGCUUUUUUGGCACUUUUAUCCCUCAAGGCUCCGGCAAGGGAGUCGUGGUUCGAGUGGGAGACAAGACGGUCAUGGGCCGUAUCGCUAAGUUAGCAACUACGACCGGACAGAGCAUGACGCCCAUUGCACGUGAGAUCAAUCACUUCGUCCACAUCAUUGCGGUGGUCGCCGUGGUCAUUGGUGUCAUCUUCUUCAUCAUUGGCAUCUUCCUCAAGACUGAUAUCGUCACGAACGUGGUGUUCAUGAUCGGUAUUAUCGUGGCGAAUGUCCCCGAAGGACUGCUGGCAACUGUGACGGUGUGUUUAAGUCUUGCUGCCAACCGGAUGGCGCACAAGUCGGUCCUUGUGAAGAACCUGGAAGGUGUCGAGACCCUGGGGUCCACGAGCUGCAUCUGCUCGGACAAGACAGGCACGCUGACGCAGAACGUCAUGACGGUAGCCCAUGUCGUCUACGACAACAAAAUCUUUGACGCCGAAUGCUCCAUCACUCCAGUGGGGAACUACGAUCUUAACGCUCCUUCGUUCAAAGCGCUGCAGCGGUGCGCGACGCUGUGUAACAACGCUGUGUUCGACGAAGAUUCGAAGUAUGAGAGAGCGGUUGGCCCCGAUGGUUUGGCUGCGCGUGGUAAACGAAAGCCAUUCAAGGAGACCGUGUCGAUGGGCAACGGACUGACCAUGGAGAAGGUGGCGUGGGACACCAUUGGAGAUGCGUCCGAGUCUGCAAUGAUCAAGUUCUGCCACGACAAGAAAGACAUCAUCGAAUUCCGCGAGGAAAACGCCAAGAUCAAGGAAGUUCCGUUCAACUCGAAGAACAAGUACCAGCUAUCUCUGCACAAACAAGACAACGACGACAGUAAACCAAUUUUAAUGGUGAUGAAGGGCGCACCUGAACGAAUUACUGCUCGCUGUGGAUCGGUGUUUAUUAACGGCGAGGAAGUCCCGAUGACUCCCGAACGUCUCGCUGAAGUGGAGGCUGCGCAGCUUGCUCUGUCCAAGAAGGGCAUGCGUGUGCUCGGAUUCGCGCAGAAGAUCCUGGACCCUGCCAUUUACCCGGCAGGCUACGAGUUCAGCACCGACAACCCGAACUUCCCUCUAGGCGAGAAGAAUGUUGACUACGAGGCGACGCCGAAGCCCGACCCGAAAGUGGAGGAACCCUUGUGCUUCAUUGGUUUGAUGGCGUUGAUUGACCCGCCACGUCCUGAGGUUCCGAUUGCCGUGGCGAAAUGCAAGACGGCUGGAAUCCGCGUGAUCAUGGUCACUGGUGACCACCCGAUCACUGCGAAGGCCAUUGCACACAAGGUCGGAAUUCUGUGGGGUCCCACUUGCGAAGACAUCGAAGAAGAGAACACUGAACGUGGUCUAACUGAAGGUGACAAUGGAUGGAUUGACCCGAACACUGCUCCAGCCAUUGUCGUUCCCGGGUGGACAAUAAGUUUGGACACCCCGCAAGAGGAGUGGGAUCGCAUCCUCGAUCACAGGCAGAUCGUGUUUGCGCGGACGUCUCCUCAGCAGAAGUUGAUCAUCGUAGAGAACUGCCAACGUCGAAAGGAGAUUGUCGCGGUGACUGGCGAUGGUGUCAAUGAUUCACCAGCUCUAAAGAAGGCUGACAUUGGUAUUGCUAUGGGUAUCAUGGGCUCUGCUGUGUCAAAGGAGGCGGCCGAUAUGAUUCUGCUGGAUGAUAACUUUGCCUCGAUCGUGUGCGGAGUUGAAGAAGGGCGAAUCAUCUUUGACAACCUCAAGAAGUCGAUCGCGUACGCUCUGGCUGCAAAUAUCCCAGAGCUGGUGCCGUUCCUGUUGUACGCUACAGUUCGCCUACCGCUGCCCCUUACUACUGUGCUGAUGCUUCUCAUUUGUCUGGGUACCGAUAUGAUUCCUUCGAUCGCCAUGGCGUAUGAAGGUGCCGAGAACGAUAUCAUGCUGCGUGCUCCUCGAAACGCUGAAUUGGAGCACUUGGUGACCAAGAAGCUGGUUUUCUUUGCAUACGCGUUGGUCGGCAUCAUCGAGGCUGGUGCUGGCAUGUUCACCUUCCUGGCUGUGAUGAACGACUACGGGUACGCACCGAAGGUUCUGCCUAACCUCGGCUUUUACGAUCGCUUUGGAAAGCAAGUCCUGUGGUGCCAGACGGAAGGUGGUCGCUACUGCACAGCCGGUGGCAAGUACAAGAAAGACGGUAAGCUAAUUCCUCUAGGCGCUAUCACAAGCAACGAGAAAGGUGUUCCUGACUGCCAAGACGAGUACGACGAUACCAUCCCAACCGGAGGUGACAUUUUUGACGCGCACAUCUUCUUCGAUGCGACCGGAGGUGGCAAGGUCAUUGAUUGUCAAUUUCCACUGCAGAAUCUCGACACCGAGUCGUCCAAGCCGGAAGGAUACGAGCGCACAGAUCCCACGACUUACGGGGACUACACUUCGACCCCCUUCGUCACCUUCCAGUCCAUGGAGUCCGCAUGGAAGAAUGAAUACCGACCGUACUACCCCAUGGCGUCACGACGCUCAUCAUUUUUCGACAUGGAGUGGUUUGACUACGAAACGACUCAGACUGGUCCCCCUGGCUUGGUGAACAGCAUUUCGCUGGAGAUCUUUAGUAGCUUCCAGCCUCUGUCAGUCUGGGCCAUUACAGACAGUGCGACGUUAGGGGGUGAGGUUUCAGCGCUCGGCGGAGCUCGUGAUGCCUUCGGGGAAACGGAGGUGACGGCUGUAGAUGCAUCCGGCAAGCUAACAACCACCAAGUUCACAUUGUCAGCCGACAAGUCGUACAAAGUGGGAAAGAGCUUCGAGAAAAUCAAAAAGGCUGAUGGUACAGCUCCAUGCAGUGGAAAGCAGUGUCUGCUGGACUACCAUGCUGGGUUCACUCGUCGUGACACAGACGGCAAGGCGUACGUGAACAUCAUGUCGCGCAUGAUGCAGUACAGCGCGCUGUCCAUUUCUCAGACAGCGUAUUUCGUUGCCGUCGUGGAGAUGCAGUGGGCCAACGUCAUGAUCUGCAAGACGCGCUAUCUGUCUAUCGUGUCGCAGGGAAUGAUGAACAGCGUGCUGAAUUUCGGUCUCAUGUUCGAGUUCAUGCUGAGCGCUGUUAUCGCGUACGCGGGCUUCACACACACUGUGCUCGACACGGAGAGCAUCCGCUUAGUGCACUGGUUCCCGGCACUGCCAUUCUCCAUGUUCCUCUUCUUGCUGGACGAAGGGCGCAAGUUCCUCAUGCGAUCUACAUCCCGUAGCGUCAUCCGUAAGGACACGGGUCAAAUGAUCCGCUAUCCGGGUUGGCUCGAGGUAAACACGUACUAUUAG
Messenger RNA from Phytophthora infestans T30-4, 4032 nucleotides. Its product is annotated as sodium/potassium-transporting ATPase subunit alpha, putative. Gene Ontology annotation, biological process: proton transmembrane transport; potassium ion import across plasma membrane; intracellular potassium ion homeostasis. Lineage: Eukaryota; Oomycota; Peronosporomycetes; Peronosporales; Peronosporaceae. Gene Ontology annotation, cellular component: membrane. The coding region runs from base 1 to 4032 and encodes 1343 amino acids. Gene Ontology annotation, molecular function: ATP binding; P-type sodium:potassium-exchanging transporter activity; ATP hydrolysis activity. The transcript is spliced from 2 exons. The record is from RefSeq and is a predicted model, not a curated record.